CCAGUUCCCCUUCCCGUCGCCGUCCCCGCCAUCGCGGCGGGCGCAGCCUACCUCAACGCCCGAUCCGGCUUCUCCUACGAUGCGCGGAUGGCCUCCUGUAUCCUCCCCACGGUACUCGAUCUCGGCUGGGCUUCGUACCGGGGCCGUCUGAACCUAUUCUACCGGCUCGAGUCGCUCGCGACGUCCAAGUCAUCGGCCGACCGGCCCUUCCUCCUAUUCGAGGACCGGCGACACACGUACGCGCAGGCCUACGACAUGGUGCUGCGCUACGGAAACUGGCUGCGGACGCGCAUGGGCGUCGAGAAGGACCAGAUCGUGGCCCUGGACUUCCAGAACACGGACCAGUUCGUCUUCCUGUUCAUGGCCCUGUGGGCCAUCGGCGCCAAGCCGGCCUUCAUCAACUACAACCUGACGGGCAAGGCGCUGGUGCACUGCAUCAAGAAGGCCACCACGAAGCUGAUGCUGAUCGGGCCCGAGGCCGCGGCACAGGUGGGCGACGACGUGCGGAAGGAGCUCGGCGGUGAUAUCCGCUUCGAGGUGUUUGGGCCCGAGCUCGAGGCCGAGGCCUUGGCGACGGAUCCGGUGCGGUUCCCCGACGAGCUGCGGGCAGACGUGACGGGGGAGAGCAUGGCGAUCCUCAUCUACACUUCCGGGACAACGGGUCUGCCCAAGGCUGCUAUUGUCUCGUGGGCAAAAGUGACGGUGACCAGUGGCUUUACCAGUAGGUUUAUUGGGAUAAAACCCACCGAUGUCUACUAUGUGGCAAUGCCCCUCUACCACAGCACCGCCACGCUAAUGGGCUUCGGCCCCGCACUCCGCCAGGGCGCGACCAUCGCCCUAGGCCGCAAGUUCUCCACCUCCGGCUUCUGGCCCGACGUGCGGCGCCACGGGGCGACCAUCAUCCAGUACGUCGGCGAGACAUGCCGAUACCUCCUCUCAGCGCCUCCGCAGAUCGACCCCGCGACAGGCGAGAACCUAGACCGAAAACACUCAGUGCGCGUGGCCUUCGGCAACGGCCUGCGGCCCGACGUGUGGGACCGGUUCCGCGACCGGUUCGGCAUCGACACGGUGGCCGAGUUCUACGGCUCCACCGAGGGCAGCUUCGCUACGUACAACCUGAGCCGCAACCGCUUCAGCACGGGCGCCGUCGGCCGCGGCGGCUGGCUGUUCAACCUCGCCAUGCGCGGGCGCGUGGCCGUCGCCGAGUUCGACCACGACGCCGAGCGCGUGCGCCGGGACCCGUCGACGGGCCUCUGCCGGCGCGCGCGGCCCGGCGAAGCCGGCGAGCUGCUCUUCCACCUGCCCGCCCGCGACGUCGGGCGGCGCUUCCAGGGCUACUACGGCGACCGCGAGGCGACGGGGCGCAAGGUGGUGCGCGACGUGUUCCGGCGCGGGGACGCGUGGUUUAGCACCGGCGACGUCGUCCGCUGGGACGCCGCGGGGCGCUUCUACUUCGCCGACCGCGUCGGCGACACCUUCCGCUGGAAGAGCGAGAACGUGUCCACCGCCGAGGUGGCGCACGUGCUAGGCCUGCACCCGGCCGUGCGCGAGGCCAACGUCUACGGCGCCGCCCUGCCCCACCACGAGGGCCGCGCCGGCUGCGCCGCCGUCGUCCUCGACCCGUCCGCCCUCACCGCGGACGGCACGGGAGCAGUCACAGGGGACGCGCUCAAGAGCCUGGCCGACCACGUCCGCGCCGGCCUGCCCAGGUACGCGCUCCCGCUCUUCCUGCGGGUCGUCCGCGGCGGGGCGGCGGCGAUGCGGACGACUGGCACGAACAAGCAGCAGAAGCACCAGCUGCGGGAGGAGGGCGUGGCGCCGGACAGGACCGGCGGCGACGAUGUCUACUGGCUGAGGGACGGGACGUAUUCCAGGUUUGGGCCCGGCGAGUGGGCCGAGCUGGCGGGCGGGCGGGUCAAGUUGUGAAGAAUCAAUAUCAUGAGGAAACGAUGUCAUGUCCCAUGUGGUGUGGUGUGUCGGUUCGAUCUAAAUUCAGGCGACGAGUCUGUUCUUUUCCGGUCGAUAUGUAAAUAUCAGUAUUAACAGUCAAUACGCUUCAUGUGCCAUAUAACCUCGUUAUCUUUCG
This is a messenger RNA of Phialemonium atrogriseum, 2086 nucleotides long. RefSeq names its product acetyl-CoA synthetase-like protein. Gene Ontology annotation, molecular function: very long-chain fatty acid-CoA ligase activity; long-chain fatty acid transmembrane transporter activity; long-chain fatty acid-CoA ligase activity. NCBI's taxonomy places the organism in Eukaryota, Fungi, Ascomycota, Sordariomycetes, Cephalothecales, Cephalothecaceae. Gene Ontology annotation, cellular component: peroxisome; lipid droplet; cytoplasmic side of plasma membrane. Gene Ontology annotation, biological process: long-chain fatty acid import into cell; very long-chain fatty acid metabolic process. The record is from RefSeq and is a predicted model, not a curated record. Bases 88 to 1926 code for a protein of 612 amino acids. The transcript has 2 exons.